This is a messenger RNA of Zingiber officinale, 480 nucleotides long. RefSeq lists its product as uncharacterized. The coding region runs from base 1 to 480 and encodes 159 amino acids. The transcript is spliced from 2 exons. The record is from RefSeq and is a predicted model, not a curated record. NCBI's taxonomy places the organism in Eukaryota, Viridiplantae, Streptophyta, Magnoliopsida, Zingiberales, Zingiberaceae.
AUGGUUGAGAGUUCCCCGCCUAGAGAUCAGAAGAAGGGGAAAUCUAUAGUCCCUCGGGAGGAGCUGAGGGAGAUGUCUAAGGAGAAAGUGUCAUUCUCUCUAAGGGUACUUGAAGAGAAGCUAUCGAAGGGCUACAAGCCUCCAACUAUUAGAGAAUACAAUGGAACCUCGUCGUCCAACAUCUCCACUGUCUACAACAUCCUCCAGGAGUACAACCUCCCUCCCGGCAUCCUCCCCGACAACGUCAAGUCUUUCUCUAUCGCUUCCAACGGCUACUUCGUCAUCGAUCUCUACGGAGAGUGCUACGUCGACUUCGAGUACGUCGUCUACUACGCCCCACGCGUGUCUGGCUUCCUCGGCUACGGCUCCAUCUCCAACCUCGAGGGUGUCCAGAUCCGGAGUUAUCUCAUCUGGUACGGCGUCAACUACAUCAAGGUCGACCUCCCCUAUUCCGAUUUCGUCUACAUCCAGUUCGGCUAG